UCUAAUUCCUUUGUAAUUCUUGAUUGGGAAACCCUUUUUUCAACAUUAAUCUAUCCUUUCAAGCAGAGACAGGCAGGUCAGGAAGGAGUUAGCCAGACGGGACGGUGGGGGUGUGGUUUACUGAGGAAUGUUCCAAGCUUAGGUGAGGCAACGGCACGUGUUAAAUCUUCUGGAGUCCAAGAGAAAAAAAAAAGAAAAGAUGAGAAGUUCUCAGUGGGGCAGGCCUGCCUACCUGGGGGUUCGGGAACGAACUGGGGGAUAGGCAGGGGUUUCACAUGAAACCAGGAGGUCUAGAAAGCACAGAACUGCUCUCAAGGAAGAACUUGCCCCCUCCCCCAAAGCCAUGAGUGCCCCUGCAGAGCGAGGCAAAGAGCAACUAAAAGAAAUUUCUCCUGAUUGGAGGGUGGGUGGGAUGAGGCUAGGGGAGGGGGCUGGGGUGUGUGUCCCACUGUCAUGUAAAUAUCCCUUCAAGGCAGGGCGGCUCCAGGCAGAUUUAAACCGCUGGCACCUAGGGCUGUGUCAGUGUUCUGCCUGCUUCCGGACGAGCAAGAAGACUUGUGCUCCGGUUCUCGGACUUCCCCAGCAGCAUGGCCCCCAAACGCCAGUCUCCACUCCCGCCUCAAAAGAAGAAACUAAGACCACCUCCUGCUCAGGGACUGGAUGAGACAUCGGCCUCUGCAGGCUUGCCGAAGAAGGGAGAAAAAGAACAGCAAGAAGCAAUUGAACACAUUGAUGAAGUACAAAAUGAAAUAGACAGACUUAAUGAACAAGCCAGUGAGGAGAUUUUGAAAGUAGAACAGAAAUAUAACAAACUCCGCCAACCAUUUUUUCAGAAGAGGUCAGAAUUGAUCGCCAAAAUCCCAAAUUUUUGGGUAACAACAUUUGUCAACCAUCCACAAGUGUCUGCACUGCUUGGGGAGGAGGACGAAGAGGCACUGCAUUAUUUGACCAGAGUUGAAGUGACAGAAUUUGAAGAUAUUAAAUCAGGUUACAGAAUAGAUUUUUAUUUUGAUGAAAAUCCUUACUUUGAAAAUAAAGUUCUCUCCAAAGAAUUUCAUCUGAAUGAGAGUGGUGAUCCAUCUUCAAAGUCCACUGAAAUUAAAUGGAAAUCUGGAAAGGAUUUGACGAAACGUUCAAGUCAAACGCAGAAUAAAGCCAGCAGGAAGAGGCAGCAUGAGGAACCAGAGAGCUUCUUUACCUGGUUUACUGACCAUUCUGAUGCAGGUGCUGAUGAAUUAGGAGAGGUCAUCAAAGAUGAUAUUUGGCCAAACCCAUUACAAUACUACUUGGUUCCUGAUAUGGAUGAUGAAGAAGGAGAAGGAGAAGAAGAUGAUGAUGAUGAUGAAGAGGAGGAAGGAUUAGAAGACAUUGAUGAAGAAGGGGAUGAGGAUGAAGGUGAAGAAGAUGAAGAUGAUGAUGAAGGGGAGGAAGGAGAGGAGGAUGAAGGAGAAGAUGACUAAUAGAACACUGAUGGAUUCCAACCUUCCUUUUUUUAAAUUUUCUCCAGUCCCUGGGAGCAAGUUGCAGUCUUUUUUUUUUUUUUUUUUUUUUCCUUCCCGCUUGUGGGCAGUCACCCUGUUUUUGAGGUCUCUUUUCUCUACACCAUGGUUCUCAACUUAUUUUGGGGGGAAAUAUCUUGAGCAGGAUACAAUGGGAAAAGAGUCUCUACCCCUUUCUGUUUGAAAUUCAUUUUUAUCCCUUCCUGUCUUAACAAAAACUGUAUGGAAUCAAUACCACCGAGCUCUGUGGGAAAAAAGAAAAACCUGCUCCCUUCGCUCUGCUGGAAGCUGGAGGGUGCUAGGCCCCUGUGUAGUAGUGCAUAGAAUUCUAGCUUUUUUCCUCCUUUCUCUGUAUAUUGGGCUCAGAGAGUACACUGUGUCUCUAUGUGAAUAUGGACAGUUAGCAUUUACCAACAUGUAUCUGUCUACUUUCUCUUGUUUAAAAAAAAGAAAAAAAAAACUUAAAAAAAUGGGGUUAUAGAAGGUCAGCAAAGGGUGGGUUUGAGAUGUUUGGGUGGGGUAAGUGGGCAUUUUGACAACAUGGCUUCUCCUUUGGCAUGUUUAAUUGUGACAUUUGACAGACAUCCUUGCAGUUUAAGAUGACACUUUUAAAAUAAAUUCUCUCCUAAUGAUGACUUGAGCCCUGCCACUCAAUGGGAGAAUCAGCAGAACCUGUAGGAUCUUAUUUGGAAUUGACAUUCUCUAUUGUAAUUUUGUUUCUGUUUAUUUUUAAAUUUUCUUUUUGUUUCACUGGAAAGGAAAGAUGAUGCUCAGUUUUAAACGUUAAAAGUGUACAAGUUGCUUUGUUACAAUAAAACUAAAUGUGUACACAAAGGAUUUGAUGCUCUUCUCUCAGCACAGGUCUGCUCACUAUGACCUUCCAAGUUUGACUUGUACAACAUCACUGUCAAACUUUGUCACCCUAACUUCGUAUUUUUUGAUACGCACUUUGCAGGAUGACCUCAGGGCUAUGUGGAUUGAGUAACGGGAUCUGAAUUAAUGUAUUGAUACCGCCAUAGCUGGGAAAGUGGGUACAAUUUGCCAUUGGUUUCUGAAAGUACUCACAUCAUUUGGGAUACCAGAUUGCUCAAUACUUUGAGUAUAUUGUGCCCUUGAUUUAUAUCUCCAAGUGGCAGUUUUUAAAAUUGGCCAUUUACCUGGAUAUAAAAUAAUAGUACCUGCCACCACCAUCCAACAGACCUGGUGCUCUCAUGCCAAGUUAUAUGUGUGUGGGACAGUUACUGGCAUGUCUUCAUUGGCUAUAUAAAAUGUGGCCAAGGAGAUAGGCUCUCAGAGUAGGAGUCUGCGAUGGUUGGCGGUAACUGUCCCAGCUCUCUGGUAUAAAGUUCUCAAAUGUGAUUAUGUGAAUCUGGGUGGAAUAAUGGACUCAGCUCUGUCUGCUCAAUGCCAUUGUGCAGAGAAGCACCCUAAUGCAUAAGCUUUUUAAUGCUGUAAAAUAUAGUAGCUGAAAUUAAAUGCCACUUUUUCAGAGGUGAAUUAAUGGACAGUCUGGUGAAAUUCAAAAGCUUUUUGAUGUAUAAAACUUGAUAAAUGGAACUAUUCCAUCAAUAGGCAAAAGUGUAACAACCUGUCUAGAUGGAUAGUAUGUAAUUUCCGCACAGGUCUCUGUUUAGUAAAUACUUCACUGUAUACCGAUCAGGAAUCUUGCUCCAAUAAAGGAACAUAAAGAUUUUUUUUGGA
Molecule: messenger RNA, 3200 nt
Organism: Callithrix jacchus (white-tufted-ear marmoset)
Lineage: Eukaryota; Metazoa; Chordata; Mammalia; Primates; Cebidae
Gene: SET
Product: SET nuclear proto-oncogene
Biological process (GO): nucleosome assembly
Cellular component (GO): nucleus
Source: RefSeq, a predicted model, not a curated record